Molecule: messenger RNA, 1912 nt
Organism: Acanthaster planci (crown-of-thorns starfish)
Lineage: Eukaryota; Metazoa; Echinodermata; Asteroidea; Valvatida; Acanthasteridae
Source: RefSeq, a predicted model, not a curated record
GCAAAAUGCCCAUGUGUGCGGAAAUAUACCCGAUUUUAGCAUGCACUGCAUAAUAGUGAAGUGAAGAAACUUGAGACAUCUUGAUCCUGGAAACUUUAGUCCAACGAUGAGCAACUGUUACAAGUUUGGUCAAUGCUCAAGGUGGUGCCUCGGCUUCGGAAGCCCAGUUCUUGCCAUUGUGCUGUUGGUUCUGGCUUCCCGGGCCUGCAAGGUACAUGGACUUACGUCACCGGUACCCGAACCGACUGGGGAACCAGAGCCCAGCGGCGAACCAGAGGGGGAACCGACUGGAGAACCAGAACCUAGCGGCGAACCGGAGGGGGGACCGACUGGAGAACCGGAACCCAGCGGCGAACCGGAGGGGGAACCGACUGGAGAACCGGAACCCAGCGGUGAACCAGAGGGGGAACCGACUGGAGAAGCGGAACCUAGCGGCGAACCAGAGGGGGAACCGACUGGAGAACCCGAACCAGAGGAGGAACCAGAACCAUCAGAUGAACCUAUCUCUGUAUCGGAAGCAGAUGGUUUCAGACCAUCGGCCAUGGAAGUCAUUCUUCCACCUUUUGGACUCAUCUGUGUUAUUGUGUUUGGUCUGUCCUACCUGGCACUAAGGACUGAACUUAGACGGCGCGCAAACCACGAUCGACGGGUCCGAGACUUGUACUUGUCGCAGUCAAGCAUGAAGAUUCUGAAGUCAUUCCCAAAAGAAAGUCGAGCAUUUCUUGAAAAGGAAGAUAUCGACAUUCUGGACAGCAUGCAGACUUUUUUCAACCGUCCCCUCGGUCUCUGCCGUAUCGCUAUGCCGGGCCUGUUGUCGCUAGCUUUCUGCCCCUUGGUGCUCUUUAUCUACACGCCGGUGACACAGUUCUUCUGGCCAGCCGAUCGUUUCCCGCGUGGUCAGCCGAAUAUAAACGAAGUCAUCGCGUGUUUCCUGGCACCGGCAGGACUUGUUUACGCAACAUCGUUCGGUUUCUCCUACCAGUCUGCAAUGAGCAAGCAGAGGUCGCUGAUCAGUAUUAUCUCACACGAGAUUGGUCUACUAGAUCAGAUCAUCAUUCUGACGUCACACAUGGUUACAACUACCUACCGGCAAAAGGCAGCGAUGUAUCGUUGCGUCAAGGAGGAAGUGAUGUCCAUCAUAUUGCAGAUACAGGGACAGCGAGGCGAGAGCACGGCAGACUACCAACAGAAUCUAUCAAGCGGACAGCUAUGGAAGAUAAUCGGCACACUACGAUCAGCCACUCAAGAGCAGGAGAGAUGGCACUUGGAUAAAGAGAUGGUGACGAAGAUCAUAGACCGUAUCCUGAUGGUCAACUCGGCCUCUUCGGAGCGAUACGAAAUCAUGACAGCCACUAUCCACCCUCUCAAGUGGAUGUUCCUGGAGACGCUAGGUUUCUUCGCAUUCUUCGGUGUUCUGUUACUCAAGGCGGAAUCUUACAGAAUGGAACUGUGUAUGUGUAUCAUGACCGUCUUCUCUAUCAGCAUUCUUUGUUACGUGGUAGCCGACCUCGACUCGCCAUUUAAUGGUUUCUUCCGGGUGAGCACCACUGGGCUGACUGAUCUGACAAAAAAGACAGAAGAGAUGUACGUGCUAGCCAUGCAGGGUAAAGAUCUGUACAACUGUCCAGAUGAGGGCGAAGAUGUGGGCGGGGAAGAUGAACAGAGUAGGCGGAGCAGUGAGGCAGAGAUAGAGAUUGAAAACGUUCACGUGGAGUCCAAGUUUGACAUGAAAGUAUAGAGCAUGGAAUGGGGGUACCUCUGUGAAAUGAUAACGGAUCAUAAUUAGCUUUGAUAGCAAUAGGUGUGGUCCUCCAGCAGGCAGGAACACAACUCCUGAUCAAUCAAUAUGGGCGUUUCACAAUAGUGCGCCUCCAAGAGUUUGCAACACAUUGGCCAAUCACAAUGCCCAAAA